Molecule: messenger RNA, 1733 nt
Organism: Coregonus clupeaformis (lake whitefish)
Lineage: Eukaryota; Metazoa; Chordata; Actinopteri; Salmoniformes; Salmonidae
Product: nuclear inhibitor of protein phosphatase 1
Exons: 7
Coding region: 33-1091 (352 amino acids)
Cellular component (GO): nuclear speck
Molecular function (GO): protein serine/threonine phosphatase inhibitor activity; mRNA binding; protein binding
Source: RefSeq, a predicted model, not a curated record
UCAACGGGUUUGUGAAUGGAGAAUGCUGCAAGAUGGCGACUAAUGCAACUGCUACAAAUUUACCAUCUUUUGAUUGUCCAACAUGGGCAGGCAAGCCCCCUCCAGGACUCCAUUUGGACGUGAUGAAAGGUGACAAAAUGGUCGAGAAACUGAUCAUCGACGAGAAAAAGUACUACUUAUUCGGGAGGAAUCCGGACAUGUGUGACUUCACCAUCGACCACCAGUCAUGUUCACGCGUGCAUGCUGCCCUGGUCUACCACAAGCACCUGAAGAGGGUGUUCCUUAUUGACAACAACAGCACGCAUGGUACCUUCCUGGGACACAUCCGCCUGGAGCCCCACAAGCCUCAGCAGGUCCCCAUAGACUCCACCAUGUCGUUUGGGGCAUCCACACGAGCCUACACCAUCCGGGAGAAACCUCAGAGCCAGCAAGGAACCAAUGCCGCCACGGGGGACAGCAAGGCCGGGGAGGACGAGGAGGGGUCUAAGGGUCUCUUAGGAUUACCAGAGGAGGAGACCGAGCUAGAGAACCUGACAGAGUUCAACACGGCCCACAACAAGCGCAUCUCCACCCUGACCAUCGAGGAGGGCAACCUAGAGAUCCAGAGACCCAAGAGGAAGAGGCGGAACUCCCGAGUCACCUUUAACGAGGACGAUGAGGUCAUCAACCCAGAGGACAUUGACCCCUCAGUUGGGCGCUUCAGGAACAUGGUGCAGACUGCUGUCGUCCCUAUAAAGAAACAGAAAAUGGAGAGGCACGGCUCACUUAGUAUGGACGACGUUGUGACGAGGCGCAUCCACAACUACACCUUCGGCGGCGGCCUUUAUGGGGACCUGCCACCCACCAGCCACGAGGGCCACCCUGCCGGGACCCCGAGCGGAGCCACUAUCCUGGGGGGUCUCCCACUGCCCUUCCCCAACCCGGCCCCAGAGGUGAACCUGGCCCCUGACGCCCCCCAGCCACCUGUCACCCUCAACCCUGUCCCCAUCUCAGGCCCCUAUCCAUCCGAGGCCCUCAACGAGCCCCGCAAGAAAAAGUACGCCAAAGAGGCAUGGCCAGGCAAGAAGCCCACCCCCUCCCUACUAAUCUAACCUUCUCCCUGCACUAUGGCUCUUUCUCAAUUAGUCUUUUGUCUAUUCCUUGCGUCAUCUCUCAUGCAUUGGAAAAUAUCCAAGGUCUCUCCUCUUGGACCUUCUCCAAUGUAUUUUAAGUCUGAGGCGAGGAGAGUACACAAGGAAUCCAGGAAAGCCGAAUUGGGAAAGAGCCAAUGUUGUGUAGGCAGGGCUGACUCUCAGGGUAUGGGCGGAGACAUCAGGGACCAUGACCCGUUGGAGGCGGAUCGAUUUUACUUCAGACUGUUUUGGGAUUUUAUAGUUUUGUCAAUGUUUUCUACGUUACUUCCUCAUUCUCCUAAAGAUUAUCCGAAAGACUUCAGUAGCACAUUCCAUGAAGACAGAAACACCACUCCUUCGGGAGCUGAAUGUUUGAUAUGUUUUACAAAUGAAGUCAUGUAAAAAAGACAGUUCUUGGCAGACCAAGUCAGUUGGUCAGGUAAGAGUAACUUGUGGCAUAAAUCGGUGUCCCGUGACCGUGAUAUAUGACCUCUAAUUGAUAGUCGGGCAUUGUGCAGGGAAGCAAACACGAAGCGGAUGUAACUUAGGAAAACAGCCCUAAUGUUGGAAACAAACAUCAUGUUGUCAUCCAGAUUCACAUUUAUUUAUUUUCCAAGCUGC